Molecule: messenger RNA, 11810 nt
Organism: Cavia porcellus (domestic guinea pig)
Lineage: Eukaryota; Metazoa; Chordata; Mammalia; Rodentia; Caviidae
Gene: Cplane1
Product: ciliogenesis and planar polarity effector complex subunit 1
Exons: 46
Coding region: 2657-11296 (2879 amino acids)
Biological process (GO): cilium assembly
Cellular component (GO): ciliary transition zone
Source: RefSeq, a predicted model, not a curated record
UCUCUCUUUUUUUUUUUUUUCUUUUUGUCUUUGUCACUUUUAUUGGUACUGAGGAUCGAACUCACGACCGCCUGCUUGCGAGGCAGGGGCUUAUGCUGCUGAGCUAAAUCCCCAACCCUGAACUUUUUCUCUUUUAGCCUCAUUUCUAUUAUGUGUUUUUAAAGAUAACAUCAUCUUUCACAUUCUUGGCUUUCUUUAAGUCUGUAUGUUUCUUAUUUAUAGUUUUCUUCUAUUUCUUUUUGUGGCUUAAUCCGGGUGAAAAUUUGACAUUGUGACUAUGUAAGUAUAAGUUAUUUAAAUAUUCAGUAGCUCUAAGAGUUUAUCUUUUUGGUAUAAAAGAAAAUAAAAGUAUAAAAUCACACUUACUAUUAUGAAAAAACAGCACUUAGAUAAAUUAAUAAGUCAAAGUUAACUUCACACAUUAUUGUGUCCAAUUUUUUUCCAAAGGGGAAAUGUUGUUAGUAACAAAAUAGUUUAGAAUUUAGUCAUAUUUUAAUUUUUAUCUGUGAGUUGAAGUAGAGGUUUGGGUUUGAAGUAAGACAAGAUUCCAAUAUUGGUUUUUUUCUACUUAUUAGUUCUGUACAUUACUCUUUAAGCCUCUAUCUUCUCCUGUAAAAUGAUAUGACCGUAAUUAUCUUUUAGAGUUGAAGGAAUGAAGAUGAUUUAUAAUUUUAAAUCACUAAGCACAGUUCUCAUAUAAAAAUGUGAGCAUGUGUUUGUCAUUACUGUUCUAAUAUAUAUACACAAAAUACUUUUAAGGCAGAAGCAAAUGGAAAAGAUGAAUCCAUUUGCUGAAAAAAAAUAAGUGUGUUUUUGAUUAUGCUUAGCAAAAAAAUGAUAUAGUACAUAGUUUUCAAUGAGAAAUAAUGCAAACGGAAAACUGUCAUUUCCUGUAUUAAAAGUAUUUUUCCCAUACUUUUUGUCAUCCAUUUCAUUUUCUCCAAUUCACUUUUAAAAUUAAUAUUCUAGGAUCUUUCAAAACUGAUUUUUUCUAAUUAAACGAAAGUAAUGAUCACUUUUUUAAAAAUUUAAAAAUCAUGUUUCAAAGCUAAAUAAUGUAGAAAAUAAAAAGAUUUGUACCCCUGUACUUCAGAGAUAACACUUAACAUUUAGUGUGAAGAAGACAAAAAAAAAAAAGGUAAUUUGAGGGAAAAAAAGAGCUCUAAAGAAUACAACAGCAUGUGUGUUUAGGGGUGUUAAAUAGCUGACCAUAUUAAUGUUUUUGGUUGGAUCAUUGAACACAACUGUUUGCAGUCUCACUGUUUGAAUGUCCACUUUGUAUGCUUUGAUACUGUGAUUUGAGCAAUUAUCUCUAAGAUAAUAAUAUGUAAUCUAUUAACUGGUGAUUUCUUACUGUUUUUUUUUUUUUUUUUUUUUGUAGUUCUGUAUUACUUAUACCCUUACACCACUUUGUUUUGUUUUGUGUUUUUCUCUUUUUCCUUUUAAAUAAAAUUUUUUUAAAAAAAGGUAAUUUUUCUUCUUACCAAAUACUUACAUAUCCUUAUUGGAAUAUAUUUAUGAGCUAUCAGUAUAUUUAUUUAAAGGUAGAAGCAAAAAGAAACUGAGUAGGACGUUUAGGGUGAAUAAUGGUGAAUAAAAUUUUAUCAAUUUAAAAUUAAAUCUGAGGGGCCAGAGAUAAGGCUCAGCAGCAUAAGUGCCUGCCUAGCAAGUACGAAGUCUUUAGUUCAAUUCCUAGUACCAAAAAUCAAUUAGUCAGUCAGUCAGUCUGAGUCAGUUUCCACACAAAUGUGCACACCUAAUAGAGUAGUAUACCUGAUUCUGAUUAGUAAAUAAUCACUAUUUGAGGAUUUUUAAACAUAAAGGGGGACGAAUCAUUAAAAUAGAUCAUAGUUUAUAUUUCAAACAUCGAUAAAACACCAUUUUUUCUCAAACACCAAAUUUUUAAAUUACUUAACUGACCAACAGUAGGUAAUCAGUUAAUCACAGAAUAUUUAUACCACAGAGAUCUUUAUAACCAUUACUUUUUUUGUUUGUUUCCUGAAACAGGGUCUCCUUAUGUAGUACAGGCUGGCCUUGAACCCAUGGAGAUCUUUCUGCCUUAGGGUUUCAAGGGCUGGGAUCAGAGUUGUGUGCCACUAUGCCUGGCUACAACCAUUAAUUUAUUAGUAAUAUUGGACAGGCAGAAACAUAUAAGAUAGACUGUUAAAUCAAAAUAGUAAACAGCACUGUCAUAUCAUUUAUCUUUAUUACAGAAGACAUGAAUGCUAUUCCUAAAAAUGUUGUUAGUAAUAUUUUUAAAAUUUAGAAGAUAACACACUAAAUGUUUUUAUUUUUGUUUUGCCUUUUUGAGACAGGGUCUCUAUAUGCAGUUCAGGCUGGCCUUGAGCUCACUUUGUAGCCCAGAUUGAUCUCAAACUCACAAUGAUCCUCUUUUCUAGGCCUCUCAAGUGUUGGGAGUGCAAGCAUGCACACCAUGCCCAUCUCAACUCUUUUUAAUAAUAAAAAUAAAGAACCUUAAUUCUUUUCUCAAAUGGAUUGUAUAUAGGUUAAAAACAGUAUCUGCCACAAUUCAGGAAAAAAUUUUAAAAUAUACAAACAUUUUUAAAUCACUGUAAUUUUUCAUGUCAGACCACAGCAGUUUACAUUUCAAGAUUCAGGUAAUUCUGUAGAUUCAUCAGCUUCUGAUGGUGACCCCAUGAGACAGAAAUUCUCUAUAAAAGCACACUCUUGGUUACCCUACCUCAUUAUUUCUGAUGGAUACAUGAUCACAACCCUACGAUUUCAUGAUAACCUGUCUCCAUCAGUGCUCAUGCGAUCCCUUCUACUCGAUUCGACCCAGAGGCUUGAGAAAUCCUACCAAAGUGUGAUACUAUCUAAGCCAAAAGAUAAAGGGCUGAACUUAAGAUCACUGGAUUCCCUCAGGUGUAGCCUGUUAAAACAUGGAGAAAAUGGAUGUUCAGUGGAUUCUACUUUCCCCAGAUUUUUACAGGCAGAAGAAACAAUGAAGUUAAAUGAAGAAACAGCAGAUUUUCAGAAUUUUGAAGCAGAAGAAACUAAUGAAGGAAAACACUUUCCAAACAAUUUAUUUCCUUUUGGGAAAGGAAAAAAUGAUUCAUUGUUUACCAGUGUCAAGGAAGGAAGAUUGGAAUUUGCAACUAUGUUUGAUACAAUGCAUGCAAAGGAUGAAACCAACAAAACAGAUAGAACCUUUACAGAACUGUGUUCUAUCCAGAAAAAUCUGCUUGCAGCAUGGAAUAUAGGAAUUUCAAAAAAUGUCACAGAAAAAAAUUUAAUGUUAAAUUAUACAGUAGUUUGUAUCACUCAUUUUUUUUAUAUUCUUCAAUUUAUAAAAUGUCCUUCCUUCAAACCGGACCACUUUUUAAGGGAAUGCCCAAAAUAUAAUGCAUGGAUACUUUGUAUCUUUCAACUUUUCCGUAAGUGUUUAUCGAUCCAGUAUUGGGAUGUGAGAUAUAAACAAAAUGUGGGACAUUUGAUAAGACUGACCUCAAAUACUAUAAAGCUUUUGUUGACUCAGCAGCAAAAGGGCCAAUUAUUCUCAGAGAAACUUUUGGCCUGUUUUUAUUUACUCAGGAUGGUAGCUAAUAAUUUAAAUGGCAUGUACAGUCUUCAAUCAGAACUUAUUUCAUCAUCAGCUGGUGGAGGUAGAACAGCAGAACAUGACUUGUUGGUAUUACCUAUUUUUCAAAUGUUUCAAGCCUAUGAUUCUGAGGAAAACUGGUCUUGGAACUCAUCUUUCAAGAUUGAUCCUCAAGAAACAAAUCUGGUUCAACAGCCAGGUCACAGAUUGAUUGGCCUCUGGAGAAUACUAUACAGAAAAACUUUAUGGUAUCAAGCACAAUUAAGUCGAAGAAUUCCUGAGGAUGAUAGACAGUUAACUGAAAAGAUGACACAUGAAGCAGCUACUGUUAAAUCCCUGUUAUGUCAUAUGCAGGCUGACUUACAGAUUGCUGGAGAUCACUUGAACCAGCCCUUAGAACUUAGAUCUUUUGAUGGUGAAGAGAGUUUUCUGUUAGGAUCAUAUGAAAAGGCUGUUCAGCUGUGGAAGAAGGCACUUGAAGAAACGCAAGAGAAAGGAGGAAGAAGAACUUAUUUUCUUCAGAUACGCUAUUAUCUUUCUCUCUUGUACUGCCAUCUCUAUAAUUAUAAUUUAAAUGACGCUCAAGGAUUAUGUGAUCAACUGGUAAGAGAAAUACUGAGAUGGUCCCAAUUGCCUGUAAAAGAAAAUGAAGAUUAUUUCGAUGCUGAGAAGUCUCCUGGUGCAUCUGCAGGGACUAGAAAUGUCCAUCCUGAGGCAGCAGUCAGAGUUGUCCAGUCCAUGGCUCGUUUCAUGGCCGCCUAUUUCACCAAUCAGCUGCUUUGUGUUUUGCCACCUCACAAUGUCAAUGUUCUUCCUCCACUUCAUGUGAAAACAGAGCAAUCCCUUCGCCUUAUUCCUCUGCAACACUCUAAGGUGACCAGUGUUGUAAGAGAUCAGAAUCUCUCUAAUAUAUGGACAGCUGAAUAUGCCCUUGAAUUAUUAUUUAUUGGUGGCCUAGUUCCAGAGGCUGUGUGGUUGGCCCAUAAACUUGGGGACUGGAAGACAUCUGUUUCAAUUGGUGUGGCCUUUCAGUUGUUCUGUAAGCAUGACAGCAAUUCCGUGAGGUCCAAGAAAAGGAGUCUGAAUCUGCCAUUAAAUAUGACUCCAAUACAGAUUUUCCAGGAAAAACUGCAGUGUUUUUUAGGUCAGCCAGCCUCAUUGGAAGCAAAAAAUGAAAUGGGCUCAAAAUAUAAAAAAUUUACAGAUCCUAUUGAAGAAGAAGAUAUAGAUCUGCUGUUUAGUUCAGUGCAGGAAGUCCUGAAGGCAUCAGCUAUGACUGACGCAGAUAUUCUCUCAGAGACUCUUCAGCUUCUGGUGGACUCUGCUAAGGACGUCAGUAAGAGUCUGUGGGGCUUAGUGCCCAUCCGCUUGUAUCUUCCAGCUCCUCCAUUGUACUGUCCCCAGCCAGCUGUUCUUAGUGAAGAAGAUGAAGAUGAUCUCCUUUUAAGAGCUGAAAAAGAGAAUCGUCAAAAGGUGUCUGGAAUCCUUCAACGUAUUCUCUUACUUUUCCGGGCAGCUCGGUGUUCUUUUCCUGUAGCACAGUGGUACAUCUUGCAGCUGAGGUGGGCAAGAAAAGUCAUGCAGAAGAUUCGAAUGAAAGGGUCCCUUCCUUUGCUGAAUCCUUUCCCCCAGUCCUUACUUAAUUACUGUAAAGGAGGUGUAGCAUUCUUUAGACCUGGAGCAGCUGGAGAGCACAAAGUUGAUGAAGUUUCUGUUGGAGCAAUAGGCUGCUUCAGAGAACUCUGUGCCUUGUGCUGGGUGCUGCAUAUCCGGGAUAAUUUAUCCUACAGUUGUAGGCAGUAUCAGAAAGCAAGAGAAAAUAUGAGGAGGGAAAAGGACCUUGAAGUGGAGUUCGAUUCUUGUGUAGUUGAGCACUGUCUUAGUGCUGUGGAAUGGGCUUAUCGAAUGCUACCUUUCUCUCGGUUUUUUAAUACUGAAGAACUUAUUCAGGAUAUAAUUUUGAGCCUUAUCGGAGAACUGCCACCAGUCAGAAAGGUAGCAGAAAUUUUCGUGAAAGCGUUUCCCAAUCCAGAGGAUGUAAGAGUUCCUUUAAGAGAAAAAUACCACUCUCUUCAGCAGAGACUCAGACACUGUGUUAUGAAAGGUCCCCAGAAUGAGGAAAUGAUGUCUGUUGUCGUGCAUUCUAUCCAUAAAGUGAGGGUGAAAGCCCUAAAAAGGGUGCAGAGAAAUAUUGGUUCUUUUGAGAUGAAUAUUUGGGAACCAGUUGAAGAAGAGAAAACAGAUGAGGUUCCAGGUUUCGACAGGUUUUCCCUAGGAACUAGCAUGAGCAGAAGCACCCUCACAGAACUGGGCAAUUCUGUGGUACACAGUGAUGCAGACACCUUCUCUGAAGUAUUGUCAGUUGAAGAAAAAAACAAGCUACCUUUCUACCACAGGAAUACUCCAAGUCAUUUAGAAUUAUCGUUAGUUGAUCAGCCCCGUAAUAGAAAAAAAAUUUCUAAUCAGAAAGAAAAUCCUAUAAGGAAAGAAGAUCACAAAAAGUUACCACAAAAUAUACUUCCUGUAAUAGGUACUUGGGAAUUUGAGCGAGAUGAUGAUGAAUAUAUUAAAUUCCUUGAUCUCUUUUUGAGUUAUGUUCUUGAAAGAGACCUACUCAGUUCCGGAGAUCCUGGCAUUCCAUUUCUAACUAGUUUUUCUGGACAGCUUAGGGAACAUGAACUUAAUUCUUUACUUUUUGAUGUGCAUACAACAUUAAAACGACGUCAGGGCAAAACCAAAAACCAGAAUGUGUUUAGAGCUGGCUCCUGCUUUGUUGCUGUUCCUGAGUCAUAUGAAUCUGAAAAAUCAUCUGCUUUAAAUGGCAAACAUGCCAUAAGUUUAGACAACCAGAUUCUUUCAGCAUCGGAACUAGUUAAUGAAGGGAUUACACCAGUUUUAGAGAAUUCAUCAAAUGAAGUCAAUGAAAGUAAAGAAAAGGGAUUGUUUGGUUUAAAACAAAAAUCAAUUUACAGAAUUCAAGAUGGUAAUCAAGAGAAAUCUCUAAUCCAGGAGUCAUCAGACCAUAGAUUUUGGACUUCAAAGUCCAUUAAAACUAGAAAAUACCAUUUCAGAGCUAUUCAGUGCAGUGAUAUUAACCCGCGGGAGGAUCUUCCCAUGGUGCUAAAGGACACCUAUGGCAAUAUAAGAAGACUGCUGGAGUGGAUGGUAAGAUGGUCUGAUCGAAGACUGCUCUGUGAUUCUGGAAUCACUCAGUCUUCCUCGAAGUACAGUCCAGUUAUUCGUGUAAAAACCUCUACAGCUGCCAUUCUUACCUCGUUGUGGCUUUUGGAACAACCUUAUUUUGCUACAUAUAAAGCAGAAAAUAAGGUGCUAGGGAAUCAGUGUAUUGUGUCUCAGAUCAAACCCAGUAUCCAGAGGGAGAGCAUAACCGAUGCUGGCUGUUCAGCUGCAGGGGGAACUCAAGGUGGAACUGCGGAAAGUAAUGACUCAAAUGAAUUUAGCCAGAGUGUCUUCAAAAUGUCAACUGAAGCAGAAAACCCUGAAAUAAAAGAAAUCAGUGAUGAGGUUAUUUUCGACACUCAUAAUAUUGAAGAAGAAUUUAUAGACACCAGUGGGAAUCUUUUACAAAUAGAAAUGUUUACGCAGGAGGGAAUGGAUAUGCACAUAGCAGACUGUGAAGAAAAACCUGUCAGAAGUCCCAAAAGUCCCAAUGUUGCCAUUUACAUGCAGACUUUACCACAGCAGUUAGAAAAACAAUCCACAGAAGAGGUUCAGUGUCCAAGGAAAGAACCCCUGGAGACAAAUGUGGAGGAAAAGUCUGAACAGGAAAAUAUGAUCGAAGCUUGUUCAAAUCCUGAACAUACCAUUCCUCUUUCAUUUUGUAUAGAUACAAGUUCAGAAAUUUCUAGUGCACAAAUUUCUACAUCAAAUGAUAAGCCUCCCUCACUUUCUUCUCUGGUGUCAAAUGGAGUCAAGGAAGCUUCACAGACACCUGUUGAAACAUCUCAGAAGACCCACAGAGAUGAACAUGAGGCUCCAUUACCGUAUUCUUCAGAUUCUGUUAGGCAGAUGCUCCAAGAUGAAAUGUUUAAAUUAGUUCAGCUGCAGCAGAUAAACUUCCUGAGCCUAAUGCAAAUAGUGGGAUCAUCCGCUACUAACCUGCCAAACGCACACCACCUUCUCCAGCAGGCUCAGUCUGUGGACCUGGUGGGAGGCCAAGUAUCAAACCACACAAGAGGCAGUGGUGAUGCUGAAAUCAAACACAAUAGACAUCUUAAGGAGAGAUUUUUCAUGGGAGAGAACACCAGGGAGCCUGACAAGAACAGCUCACAUAGCCAUGAAGGAAUUAUCCAAUCUGAUCAAAAUAGUAAUGGAAAUGUACAGAAUGUUCCACAUGGCAGUAUUCCUUCAUGCCAAUUAGACAGCCAACCCCAGAAGAGAGUACCAACCCCAGCAUCUGAAAACUUAGCAUCUACUUUGUUUCUCCCAGCUCCCGCUAGAAAUACUCAUCCCCAUCUUUUGUCCACCCCUUCUGCUGCCCCAAGGAUGCCUAGACUUAUCCCACCUGCCAAAACACCUAGUCCUGGUUAUGGUUUUCCUUUGCUUCAGUUUCAACCUAAGCAUGAAUUCAGGCCCCUUCCUUUACAUGUAGGAAGCAUUCCAAAUGCUCCCUCCAGGCCUUUAGCCCAACUGAGAGAGGCCUGGGCAUUAACUGGUUCUCUCCAACCUCCUCCACAACAGAAAGUAAUACACACUACCUCAGGAUUCCAUUCAAAUUCAAGCCACUAUAAUGCUCAAGUCGUGAAAGAAACAGCUGACCAGAAGAAAUGGGCAGAAACUGUAAUUACAGAUAUGCCUAAGCAUUUGAACAUGGAUCAGUAUGUUGGACAAGAAAAUGUGACUUCUCAACAGGACCCUUCAAUAUUUACAAAACCAGAAAAACAAUUUAAUGUUAACCCAGGGUCCCUUGAAAUACCUCCUCAGACUUCUUGUGGACUUCCAUUAUUGUAUCUGCAAUCUAAACAUCCUUACCUAUUUUCAUCAGUCUCAAGAGCAUCACUUACAGUUCCUUCAAUACAUAUGAGAACUGUAGAAGAGAAAAAAUACCCACGACUAUUACUUUUUCCACGUCUAUCCUCAGAAAAUAUGUACAAGAAGCCACAGCUUAUUCCACUUGAAAAUCUCACUGCAUUUAAGCAAAGCCAACAAAAAUUAUCACAUAAUUUGUUUGAACAAGGUGAUUCUCGUCACCUUCAGCUUCUAAAGGUCAAAAUGGGACCAUCCCAAAUAAUACAAGGAAUGAACAGUAAAAAAAGGCAAAGAAGACGCGUUGAGAAAGAGCUACAAGAAAAAAGCUCUGAGACACACCAGAGAAAACCAAGUAUGAGUUUCCGACCAGAAGAAUGCCUCAUUCAUAGUGAGGACUCAGAAAUGGUCAUAAAACUCAAGGAACAAGAACAUCGUGGUUCUCAGGCUUUGGAUAAUUUCAACAUUCCUUUUGAAAUGCUACAAGAUGACAUUAAUACUUCAGCUGCAUUGCAUUUCAUGGCCUCUGUACAAAAAAAAGCCAUAGGAAGUCAGGAUGCAAGUACAAAUACAGAGCCAGUACAAGAUAAGGAAGCUGCUUCUCAAGAAGUUAUAUCUGAAAGUGGUAAAAAUCAACAAAUCAUUUCAUGUGUCCCAGAACAUGAACCUUUGAAUGAUCCUCAGCUGCUGAUACCAGAUGUGUAUCUAAAUGUCAGACUUUCCAGUGAAAUAUCAGAGAAACCUUUGUGUCCUUCAGUGCCUCAUACAGUAGCAAAUGUGGUGGGACACACUUACAUCAAUGUGAUUGACAUUGAAGCUGGUGAUCUGCAGGAACUGCCUGUGGGAGAAGAGUCAGCAAAUGAGGGUGCUACCAAUCAGCAAAGCAGUCACCUAGCCAUCCCAUCAUCCGAGGAGUUACAUUGUAUGGCAGCGUCAGCCACCAAUGCUGUUCUCUCUCACAAUUCUAAGAGUGAAGAAUCUGCCAAUUCCACUGUGGAUUUAUUUUCUAAACCUGGAAAAGUGGCUCCAACCUACCUGGAAGGAAAAAGCUGGAAAAUAGAUGAUAAGGAAGUGAAGGAGCCUGGGAUUUCCUCAGCAGCACCAGCACACAGACAGCAGGACAAAGAUCUGCUUAAACAAGCUUUCCAGUUCAAACAGCAGAGCACAGAGGCUGACUCUGCAGAAGGCUAUGUGCUGAGGAGCCUGCUGCAGAAUGUCCCUGAAGCUCGCCCUGCACCAAACUCCACAGCGGCUUGCCGACUGCAGCUUCUCUCUGCUGAGCUUCAGAAGAUUGACGAACAGCUGUUGGCAGUGCGGAACAUUGCAGAAAAUAUAGAGCGGGACUUCUCCAGGCCUGAUAUGGUAAAUCUACAGCAUGAAAAGGUCGGAGAGGUAGACCACAUUGAAUUAUCUUCUGGCCCAGAAUUUGAAACAGCAUUAGCUUCAAAAGCUGUUAGCAUUUCUAAAGAAGUCCAUUUUCUGACUCAUAUGAAGGAAGAGGAUCAAACUGACAAAGAGAAGACUUCAGAAGCUGAAUUGUCAGUAACAGAAAAUCAUUCUAAUCAGAAAACCUGUGUACCUUCUGCCGAUUCAGCUGUCAGCCUUUCCAGUGACCAGAAUAUUACUUCUUCUGGUAUGAAGAAUAGUGAUGAAUUAUUUGAGAGUGUUUCAGUAGAUCCACUCCAGAUGACCGGAUUGACUGAUAUUGCAGAUAUUAUUGAUGACCUCAUAACUAACUGUGGUGUUUCCAGUAAAGAACUUGGCUUAACAGAGCAACAAGCUAAGAGUAUCUCUAGGAUUCCACAUUCUUCUGGCAGAUGUCCACAAAGAACUGAGAAAGAGAGAAGAGAAAUUCAAGUUUGGAUGAAAAGAAAAAGAAAAGAAAGAAUGGCAGACUAUUUAAAUCAGCUGGCAGAAAAGAGGAGGCAAGAGCACAAUCCUUUUUGCCCCAGAAGGAAUCCAUUUUACAUGACUUCCAGGGAAAUCAGGAUGAGACAAAAAAUGAAGCAUGAAAAAGACAGAUUGCUGUUAUCUAACCACUAUAGUCAGCGACUCUCCCAAGCCUAUAGUCUGAUGAAUGAACUGCUGGCAGAGUCAGCGCAACUACCAGCAACUGCACAGAAACCGUCGCCUAACAAACGCAGCACUGCUCGGCAUUGUGGACAGCAGCGCUGCCCUUCUCCAAGGCGAGAGAAUCAACAUGGGCACAAUUUUCUAAGUCGACCUGGAAAGGUCAGAUGUGUAUCCAAAUCAAGUUAUACCCAUACAGGGAAACCUCUUGGGCAACCUGAGGGUUCAUCUUGGCCACGUGGAACUGCCACUUUCACCAUCCACAGCAGAGCAGCUGGAGCCAAAGCGGCAGUAAGAAAAGCUGUCCAGUCUCCAGGUACCUCCUGGAAAGCUUCUAAUGCUCCAGGUUGCAGUCUGCAGCAUGCAAAAAACCACAGGCACACUGGACUUACAAGUGUGUCACAGGAGAUGGGCAUAGAGUAUGAGAGAGAAGAGAUGGUGGUGAGCCCUUGGGCUUUGCCUGAAGAAAUCCACAAGAUUCUCCUGGAGAGUCACAGUUCUCUUCUACAGGAAUUGCCACCUACCGAAGAAAACUUUGAGCCUCCUUUUGAGGUGGGUGGCAUGGACAACAUAUCUGAGAGCACUGGAAGCAUCCUCAGCAAGCUUGACUGGAAUGCCAUCGAAGACAUGGUGGCUGGCGUGGAAGACAGGAGCCUGUUGGUCCAGGGCUUCGACCUGUAGGAGCUGCAUAUCAACCUGUUUCCAAGCACCAGCCAGCACCUCAUUAAUGUGGCUCCGAAAGACUUGAAGGCAAAAUGCGAAUUUACCACCGCAGCCAUAUUAGUACCUGGAUCCGCCAUUUCUAAAGGGGAAAUAAACAUUUCUCAGUGAUUUUGUCUCCAUGGGGAAAGGCUUAUUUAACUAUAGAUAUGUAAUUUUUUUGCAUGGGACUUGUCUUUGGCAUGAUUUUUGUUUUUUUGAGAUAGUGUCUCACUGUUUUUUUGUUUGUUUGUUUGUUUUGUUUUUUUUUUAAUUUUAUUUAAGGAGAAAAGAAAAAAAAGCAGAGAAAGGGUACAAGUUAUACAGAUUUGCAGAAAAAAAAAUGAACAGUAGGAAAUCACUAGUUAAUGGAUUACAUAUUGUCAUCUUAGAAAUAAUUGUUCAAGUCACAAAAUUAAAACUUGUAAAGUGGACAUUCCAUCAAUGAUACUGCAAACAGUUCUGUUCAAUGAUCCAAUAAAACUCUGUGAUAUCA